Messenger RNA from Carassius auratus (goldfish), 3980 nucleotides. RefSeq names its product nectin-1-like. Gene Ontology annotation, biological process: heterophilic cell-cell adhesion; protein localization to cell junction; homophilic cell-cell adhesion. The transcript is spliced from 6 exons. The record is from RefSeq and is a predicted model, not a curated record. Bases 702 to 2207 code for a protein of 501 amino acids. Lineage: Eukaryota; Metazoa; Chordata; Actinopteri; Cypriniformes; Cyprinidae. Gene Ontology annotation, cellular component: adherens junction.
CCUGAUUCGGAUCUCUCCUCGCGCUAGGAUCAGCUACACUAGAACAGUUCAGGUUGUGGCAGCAGUGCCCUAAGUACGCCAAACCACGGCAUUAUUGCCGUAUUCUGGAAAAUCUGUCCUUUUUCUCGGGGGGAAAAAAUUACUCGGAACGGAUUCCAUGUCCGUUGAAACAUCUUCAGCACUCAGCAAAAAUAAUCUGUUAAUCCCCACACUCCCAAAUUGAGGAAACAGACCGGGACCGUUGGGACUUCUAGGACAUAUUCUGGUUACUACUGCGCAAAAAAGUACAGAUAAUUUUAUUAUACAUAGGCUACUUGUAUUGUGGAGCAAACGGAUCGGAUGCAUUAAACGCCGCGUUAUUCAGGGCACAGGGUUGAACAGCCGCACUGGAUUCAACGCUUGGGAUGCGGGAUCCCUGAACUUAUCUGCUUCUUAUCCGCCUCGUCGAGCGGACUUUUCAUCUGCAGAAUCAGAGAGUCGAUGAGCAUCUUAUUCGUGCUUUGGAUUUGAUCUCAGUUGCUGGCUGCUCUAAACUCUUCUGCAGACGUUGCGCUGAAUGCAGUUUUAGUAUAACAGCUGACUUUCUGUCGUAUAGUGAAGGGUGGACAGAAGUGGAUUGUGUUGAAGUUGCAUGAAUCACCGGAUCGCUGUUUGCAGAUCGCGAUAUCAGAUCGGAUAUUUGGCACGAGGCGUGAAGCGUGAUGACGAUGUUGGCGACUUUUUGGAUAGUCCUGCUGGUCGCGUUAAACGCUCCAGCGGGUAAUGGGCAGUCAGUGCAGACGGACCCCAUUAAGUCCGGAUUUGUGGGUGACACGGUCGAACUGCGAUGUGUCUUCAUCAACGGUAAGCCACCAGUGAAGAUCUCUCAGGUCACCUGGCAAAAGCUGAUAAAUGGCACCAAACAAAACGUCGCCACCGCUAACCCAGACUUGGGAGUAUCAGUGCUGCCCCCUUUCAAAGACCGUGUGAGCUUCAAGCAUCCUGCUGUGCGCCAGAGGUCCCCCUCUACUCUUGAGGAUACCACCAUUGUCUUCAGCAACCUCCGGCUCUCUGAUGAGGCAGCCUACAUCUGCGAGUACACCACCUUCCCAGCAGGCAACAGGGAGAAUAUGGUCAACCUCACCGUCUUUGCACGGCCAGUGACCCAGAUGACCUUGACUUCAUCUACCAUCGUGGCAAGGACGCCGCAGCGCAAGAUACCUGUUGCCAGCUGCAUGUCGGCUAACGGCAAACCUCCCAGCGUCAUCAAAUGGGACACCACUCUGAAUGGUGAACCAACGUUUCAGGAAACGCGCAAUCCAAACGGCACCGUGACCGUGCACAGCAACUACACCUUGUUGCCCAGCCGCGAGACCCACCGUCAAAAGCUGACCUGCAUCGUCACCUACCAUACAGACCGCUUUAUUGACAGUGUCAUACUCAAUGUUCAGUAUGAGCCAGAGGUAAAAAUCGAGGGAUUUGAUGGGAACUGGUUCCUGAAUCGCGAAGACGUAAAGCUGACAUGCAAUGCAGACGCCAACCCAGCCGUCACCGUCUACCAGUGGAAACUGUUGAAUGGAUCCCUUCCCAACAACAUUGAAAUCAAGAACAACACCCUGUUCUUCAAAGGCCCGGUGACCUAUGAGUUUGGCGGUACAUACGUCUGCGAUGCAACCAAUAGCAUUGGCACACGCUCUGGACUCGUAGAGGUCAACGUGACGGAAUUCCCUAACUCCCCGCGUUUUGAUGACCCUGACAUCCCAAAGGCGGUGCAUAGUUCCGGAGCUGCCAUCGGUGGUGCGGUCGGUGGAGUGGUCCUGCUGGUGGCCGCCAUCGCACUGCUUGUCUUCUUCCUGCGGCGGCGUCAGCGCACCUUUAAAGGCGACUACAGCACCAAAAAACAUGUGUUCGGGAAUGGAUACAGCAAGGCCGGCGGCAUGCCUGCCCAUCCUCCGAUGCCCAAGAACCUGCAGUACCCAGACGACUCAGAUGAUGAAAAGAAACCGACUCAAAUUAGCGGGCCCGGUGGUUUCGAGAGCGCCGAUCAGGAUUUUGACGGCAACUCUGAGGAUCUGAAGAGACCCUAUUUCACUGUAGAUGAAGGCGAAAGUCGCGAUUACGAUGAACGGACUCUCCCCUUCCAGUACGACCCCGAGCCCGAGAUCACCGACGACAUGGUCUCCCAAAACGACGGCUCUGUUAUUUCAAAGAAAGAGUGGUAUGUGUAGAGUGGCAUGCAACAUCAAGGAAAAAAGGUCGACCUUUUGCCCUCUCCUGCAUCCAACCACAUCCAUCCACCUCCAUCACUAGAACCCUCCCUCCAUGUGUUUUUCCCUAUCUGCACAUCCCAUCCCUGACCCAUUUACCUUCGCCCCCAUCAGAGUCCAUCGAAAUAAACAGCUGUAGAAAAAGCAUCAACACGUCUACAUCAACAUGCUUUUAGAUGAACCUGCAACAACAGCUAGAGGUUUUCUCAGUGACUGAUGCCAAUCGACAUCCAGUAAGGCUGGACAUGCAGGUAGCUUAAACAUAUUACGAUGUAUUAUCAUUUUUGUCUCAUUUUGUUGUUAUUAUACAUGUAUUAAAUGUAUAAAAAGAGACUGUAAGUGUUUCGGAAAGGGGUAUAUUGCUGAUCAUGUUGUGAAAGUCUAACACUGGAUGUAUGAUUAUUAUUAUUUUUUAAUAUUGUCUUGUUUUUUUUUGUUUAUCUCCUUAGCAUAUCACCAUUACUUUUACAUUAAUCAUAGUUUUGUCUGUUUUUAAAUAAUCUUGUUUUUAUAUGGAGUGUGAGUUACCAGAAAAUGUGGAACUAAAUGGUAGAAUAAUUAUUCCUGCUCAUACAUGUGCCGUUGUGAGGUCAAAGGUUGCGUUAACACUAUCGUGUUUAAUGGAAACAUCAUAAUCCUGUGGUUCUUGGUUCAAACGCCGCUCCCAACUUCCUAAAGGACCCAGAAUGUACAUCCAGGGGUCCGACAAUGUGGCAUAGCCUUGAAGUGUACAAUCCAAUGGAACAAAAAUGCAUGUGGUUUCUGACUACUCUCCAAAAACAGUAUUUAUUUUAAGACCCAGCUCUGCUGAGAGCUGAGGAACACAUCUGCAGCGUUAGUCAUAUGCACACUGCAGUCGAGCAUGCAGAACGGGGCCUAGACAGAUAUACUUCACCCACCCACCCGGCCCUCAAUCUCCAUGCCAGUCCCAGUCAGUCUCCAUCCAUAGAUCCACCUCGGAUGUGCCAUCACGUGUAGUGUUUUCAUAGCAAUGCUUUCCCAAAUCCAUUUCCUCUGAAACUCUUAAGACGCAAAAGGAGAAUCCUGUGUAAUGUGGUGUUGUUAUAAAGACAGGGUGUUUGUUAUUUAGAGUUGGUGAUGUGGAGUGGUCAAAAUGUUUUCAAGAUCUUGUAAAUAUGAACAGGUUCAACGGUAAUGUUUAGUUCCACGGGAGAUUAAAGCACAGGUGUAUAGUGCUUGUGUCAACCAGCAUAUAGAGCCUUUUGAUGGAAGCAGUUUUUCCAAAAGUAUAAGUAGCGGUAAGAGCAUGGGUCAUGGGAAUUAAACUACGGAAAAGUCUCGAGCCAAAGUGGAAUCGGAGGUAAACAUGGCAGCAACUGGGCUUCACAGACAGUUGUUAUGCACUGCUGGAUCUUUGAAACCGCAGGAUCUGCUGCAAAGCCAGGAUUCUUUUCCAAAUCCUUCCUGAUCCUCUAUAAGGAGCAGAUAUGUUUGCUACAAAUUAGUAUGUAUUUAAAUAAACAAAAUGGAUAUUCAUCAAAAUCCUGACAUACCUGUUCGGCUGCAAAAUGUAUGAGCAUUCAGGCCUUUUUUUAAUGCAUGUGUGUCUUUUUUAACUGCUCUUUGUUUGGUUUAGCAUUUCUCACACUUUUUACAUCAGGGUUGUUUGGUGUUUGUGAAUAGGUGGGCAGUUUUCCAUUAAAUUAUUUUAUUUUCAGAGACAAAUAACCACCCUGCGUCCUUACCUCUUGCUAGACUCAAAAAAAAAAAAAA